AUGACCAAGAUCAUAGUGAGUACUGCUGAUGCUGAGGAGGAGACAACUCCUAAAAGAGGAGCUGCUUCAGUAGUGUGGGGGCAGAGUCAUAAGAAGCCCAGACUAGCUGGUGGUUCUAACCUGUGCUCUGGGAGAGUAGAAGUAGUUCAUGGGAAGACCUGGGACACGGUGUGUGGUGGUGACUUUGACCUGCAGGAUGCAGAGGUUGUGUGUCGAGAGCUGGGCUGUGGGGUUCCUGUAGAGGUGCUGGGAGCAGCUACUUUUGGCAAAGGGGAGGGUCAGGUGUGGUCAGAGGAGAUUCAGUGUAGAGGCAAUGAAUCUCAGAUUUUCUUCUGUCCUACAUCAUCUUCACAGAAACGGAACUGUUCCCAUGACAAUGAUGUGGGACUUAUAUGUACAGCUUACACAGACUUCAGACUAGUGAACGGCUUUGACUCCUGCUCUGGUCGAGUGGAGCUACAGUACCUCAGUGAGUGGGGCACAGUGUGUGAUGUAUCAUGGGAUAUCAGAGCCUCCAAUGUUCUCUGUGGACAGCUGAGUUGUGGGAGUGCUGUGGCUAUAGUGGGUGGAGACUGGUUUAGGGAGGGGAGUGGCCAAAUAUGGUCUGACGUGUUUGAUUGCCAGGGGAACGAGACACGCCUCUCAGCAUGUGUCAUCUCUUCAUGGAGUCGAGCUGCAUGUUCUCAUAGGCAGGAUGCUGGAGUCAUCUGCUCUAGUUCCUCUAUGUCUGUUCAUUAUGGACGAGCGCAGCUGACUGGGGAGAGGGAGUGUGAAGGAGAGGUGGAGGUUUACCUCCAUGAGGUUUGGAGGAGAGUUCUUCUGGACUCCUGGAGUGUCACUGAAGCCUCUGUGGUCUGCAGACAGCUGGGCUGUGGCUCUGUGGUAAAGUUCUACGGUUCCUCUCCAUCCAGCCCAGGGGCCAGUGAUGAGUGUCUGACUGGUUUCCAGUGCUCUGGGACAGAAGCUCAUCUGGGGAACUGCAGCUUUCCACAAACUACAAACUGCAGCUCCAGCCAACAGCUGUCAAUCACCUGCACAGGUGAGUAUUGCCACAGGUUCCUUAGACUGGUGGGUUCUGGUAGUGACUGUGCAGGGCGUCUGGAGGUUUUCCAUGAGGGCACAUGGGGAACAGUGUGUGAUGACUCCUGGGAUAUUAAGGACGCCCAGGUUGCGUGCAGACAGCUCCAGUGUGGAGAGGCCCUCAGUGGCCCAGUUCCAGCCUGGUUUGGUCCUGGAACUGGACCCAUAUGGCUAGAUGAGGUGGAUUGUAUGGGGAAUGAAUCGUCCCUGUGGAGCUGUUUGUCAGAGGGAUGGGGACAACAUGACUGUGGACACAAGGAGGAUGUGGGAGUGCUUUGUUCAGACUUUAAAGAGAUCAGACUGACUGAAGGCUGCUCUGGGAACCUGGAGGUUUUUUACAAUGGAACCUGGGGUAAUGUCUGUAUGAACCAGAUGGACUCAGACACAGUGUCUUUAAUCUGCCAAGAGCUGAACUGUGGAAAGAGUGGCAGCGUAGAUUUCACCGGUCCGAGAGUGUCUUCAGCUCCAAACUGGAUUGAUUUUAUGAAAUGUAGAAAACAUGACAUCGGUCUGUGGAACUGUCCAUCUUCACCCUGGGGUCAGAAUGAAUGUAGUGAUCAGAGGAUAGCUCAGAUUACCUGUUCAGACCAUUUACCACUCAGACUGGAGGGAGGAGAGGACCAGUGCUCUGGGAGGCUGGAGGUUUAUCAUAACGGUAUCUGGGGCUCAGUCUGUGAUGAUCUCUGGGACAUUAGAGAUGCUCAGGCGGUGUGCAGACAGCUGGGCUGUGGGCCGGCACUGAGGGCUGAUGGGAAUGCCGCCUUUGGUCGUGGAGAGGGAGCUGUGUGGCUGAGCAGGGUGGAGUGCAGAGGGAAUGAGAUCCACCUGUGGGACUGCUCUCUCUCCCUGAAGAACCAUACUGACUGCUCCCAUGAGGAAGAUGCUGGGCUCACCUGUACAGGUUAUGUGACUAGGCUGUCUGAUGGCUCUGACCUGUGUUCUGGGAGACUUGAGCUUUUCCGUGGAGAAGAAUGGGUCACAGUGUGUGAUGCAGACUUUGAGGUGCUGGAUGCAGAGGUUGUGUGUCGAGAGCUGGGCUGUGGGGUUCCUGUAGAGGUGCUGGGAGCAGCUGCUUUUGGCAAAGGGGAGGGUCAGGUGUGGUCAGAGGAGAUUCAGUGUAAAGGCGACGAAUCUCAUAUUUUCUUCUGUCCGAUGUCACCUUCACAGAGCCAGAACUGUUCCCAUGACAACGACGUGGGACUUAUAUGUUCUGCUUACACAGACUUCAGACUAGUGAACGGCUCUGACUCCUGCUGUGGUCGCGUGGAGCUACAGUACCUCAGUGAGUGGGGCACAGUGUGUGAUGUAUCAUGGGAUAUCAGAGCCACCAGUGUCCUCUGUAGACAGCUGAGUUGUGGGAGUGCUGUGGCUAUACUGGGCUGUGGCUCUGUGGUAAGGUUCUACGGCUCCUCUCCGUCCAGCCCAGGGGCCAGUGAUGAGUGUCUGACUGGUUUCCAGUGCUCUGGGACAGAAGCUCAUCUGGGGAACUGCAGCUUUCCACAGACUACACCCUGCAGCUCCAGCCAACAGCUGUCAAUCAUCUGCUCUGGUCACAGGUCCCUCAGACUGGUGGGUUCUGGUAGUGACUGUGCAGGGCGUCUGGAGGUUUUCCAUGAAGGAUCAUGGGGAACAGUGUGUGAUGACUCCUGGGAUAUUAAGGAUGCCCAGGUUGUGUGCAGACAGCUCCAGUGUGGAGAGGCUCUGAGUGGCCCAGUUCCAGCCUGGUUUGGUCCUGGAACUGGACCCAUAUGGCUAGAUGAGGUGGACUGCAUGGGGAACGAGACGUCCUUGUGGAGCUGUCUGUCAGAGGGAUGGGGACGACAUGACUGUGGACAAAAGGAGGACGUGGGAGUGUUGUGUUCAGAGUUUAAAGAGAUCAGACUGACUGAAGGCUGCUCUGGUAACCUGGAGGUUUUUUACAAUGGAACCUGGGGUAAUGUCUGUAUGAACCAGAUGGACUCAGACACAGUGUCUUUCGUCUGCCAAGAGCUGAACUGUGGAAAGAGUGGCAGUGUGGACUGGGCCAGAUCCAGAGUGAAUUCGGCUCCAAACUGGAUUGAUGGUGUUAAAUGCAGGAAACAUGACAUCAGUCUGUGGAACUGUCCAUCUUCACCCUGGGGUCAGAAUGAAUGUAGUGAUUUAGAAGUUGCACAAAUUGACUGUUCAGUAUCUACAACCAGACAGACCAUUCAUGUACAAACUCAACCACUGGCCGAUCUGUCCAUUCCCACUGCGCUGUUCCUGGUUCUAGGAACACUGCUCCUACUGUUGCUGGUGCUUCUGGUUGUGCUGCUUUGUCAGAAUAGAGCAUUGAGGAGAGCCCUCUCCAAGAGGAGACACAUAACUCUGCAUGAGGUCGUCUAUGAGGAGAUUGAUCACAGACUCAUCACUGAGAGAACCACAGACUCUGUUCAGAGGGGUCGCCUCCUCUCUGAAGGACAGAACUCUGGUUAUGAGGAUGUAGAGGACGACCUCUUCUCAGCAGAGUCUCUGACAGAGGAAAAGGUGGAGUAUUAUGAUGAUGUGAAGACUACUAAUGACCUGACAGAGGAGAUGGUGACACAGGACUCUCCUGAGAACUAUGAUGAUGUCAUCAGUACAGGGCAGAGUCCAGACAGUGUGAUAGUAGAGGAAAUUGUGGCAGAACUCCCAGCAGAGAGCUAUGAUGAUGUCAUCACUGUAGGGGAGAAUCCUGAGAUUGUUGUGGAUCUAAUCAGUUCAGAGGUGUCACUGGAAGACUGUGAUGAUAGCAUCACAUCAGGGCAUGUUCCAAGUGAUUUGAUUGUGGAUGGAGUGGAUGAGUAUGAUGGUGUGGAGAUUGUGGAUGAAAAACAAGAGAAGCAGUUAGAUUAG
Molecule: messenger RNA, 3933 nt
Organism: Chanos chanos (milkfish)
Lineage: Eukaryota; Metazoa; Chordata; Actinopteri; Gonorynchiformes; Chanidae
Product: antigen WC1.1-like
Biological process (GO): zymogen activation
Cellular component (GO): plasma membrane
Molecular function (GO): serine-type endopeptidase activity
Source: RefSeq, a predicted model, not a curated record